AUUGACUCAUCAAGAAGACGAAUAAGACAAGAACUUGCCCUGUGUUACUUCCGGUUACUUCCACCGUCGAACGAACUUGUAAGAAAAGCGGCCAAAGCAUGGACCAGUGCUCAAACGUUGACGAACCUAACCCUAACCCUCCCAUGGCCGAGCCAGAACUCAUCGCCAACCUACACUCCCAGCUCCACUCUCUCCGGAACAGAGUCAAGGAACUAGAGACUGAGAAUGCCAAACUAUUAUAUCGGAUUUCCAAUUGCCACUGUAACAAGAUAGAGGGGAAUGUAGAUUCCAAUGUUGCAGACAGAGUUGGCAAUUCAGUGGAGGAGAGUGCCAAAUUAGAAGCAUGUGUUGGUAAUACCCAAAAGAAGUCAAAGGAGAUAAUGCCAGGUUGUAAAAUGAGGGCCAUGCAUCACCACUCCAAGAGAUAUGUUGCUCUGAAAGUGAUGUAUUUUGGGCAAAGGUUCUAUGGUUUUGCUUCAGAGGCACAAAUGGAUCCAACUGUUGAGUCUGAAAUUUUCAAAGCUCUUGAGAAGACGAAGCUCAUCGUUGGUGACAAGAAGGAUUUAAAGUACUCAAGAUGUGGUAGAACAGACAAAGGAGUUUCUUCUGUUGGGCAAGUGAUUGCUCUUCUUUUACGAUCGAAUCAUAAGGAAACAGAAGGGACUGGUGGAUAUUCUGGGGAAUUCACUCGAAAAAACCAUGAGGGAGAAAUUGAUUAUGUGAGAAUCCUGAACAGAAUCCUUCCUAAAGAUAUUCGAGUUAUUGGCUGGUGUCCUGCUCCAAUAAAUUUCAGUGCAAGGUUUAGCUGUUUUAGCAGGGUUUACAAAUACUUUUUUUGGAGAGUAAACCUGAAUAUAGUGGCGAUGGAGACUGCUGGUAAGAAAUUUGUUGGGGAACAUGACUUCAGAAACUUCUGUAAGAUGGAUGCAGCAAAUGUGCAUAAUUAUAGGCGGCAUAUCACUUCGUUCGAUAUUUCACCAUGCAAUGAAAGGUUUGAAGGCGAUGAGCUUUGGGCAAUGAAAAUCAAAGGUAGUGCUUUCCUGUGGCACCAGGUCCGGUGCAUGGUUGCUGUACUAUUUUUGGUUGGCCAGGGUCUUGAAUCCCCUAAUGUGAUAGAUGCAUUACUGGAUAUUGAAAGGACCUCACGGAAACCUCAAUACACGAUGGCUCCAGAUAUUCCAUUGGUUCUUCAAUCCUGUGAAUUUGAAGAUCUCAGAUUUAUGUGCUCAUCAGAUGCCAGGCAAGCAUUGCAAGCGCACUUGGAGAAGGAAUGUCGAACUUACAAACUCCAAGCUACAAUCUUUCACGAGGCCCUGUUGAGCUGUUCAGUUGUUGAAAGUGAUGAUUAUUCGUUGAAUAAUAGAAUGAAAAAGAAAUCGGCUUCCCAUGUUCCUCUCAUGUCACGACCAACUGAGCCAUCUUAUGAAGAGCGGCAUACUAAGUUGAAUCUGGCAGCACAAAAGUAGCUUGCUUUCAGGAGCUGAAUUUGUUGAAUGGAGGAGGGAACUUUUGUGUUUCUUGAGAUGAAUAAAUAACUAAGGUACCAAUUUGUUGCCCGUGGUUCAAAGAUUUCAUAUUUUGCCCUUGCGAGGAUGAUCACACAAAUACAUUUUCCGUUUGUCAAGCCACCUCUGUUGAUUAGGUUAUAUGUACUAUGGAUUCAUCGUCACAUUCUUCUCCCUCCCAUUCAGAUGCAACGCGAUACUGCACUACUGUUCUACAAGGGUUUGCAAGAUCUGUUGCAGAAACACAUUUUUGCUCAUAUUUUAGUGAGGAACUAAUUUAGUGUAAGGGCUAGUUACCCCUUUUGAAUGGUCAUAAGAUCUUUGUAUUUUGUAGUCCAUAGAGCGGGUGUAACUCAAUUGUUUGGACUCAACACGUAACACGUAACACAUUUUUAAUUAUCUGAGUGACGAUGAAACUUAAAUUUUGUUCUGAUACCAUGAGGAUUACUAUUUCCUCUAAACACAAAGAAAUUAAAAAUUUCUUGAUUAUUAAUAUGCAUUCUCU
Messenger RNA from Cornus florida, 2010 nucleotides. RefSeq lists its product as uncharacterized. The transcript has 16 exons. The record is from RefSeq and is a predicted model, not a curated record. NCBI's taxonomy places the organism in Eukaryota, Viridiplantae, Streptophyta, Magnoliopsida, Cornales, Cornaceae. Bases 99 to 1466 code for a protein of 455 amino acids. Gene Ontology annotation, molecular function: RNA binding; pseudouridine synthase activity. Gene Ontology annotation, cellular component: cytoplasm; nucleus. Gene Ontology annotation, biological process: mRNA pseudouridine synthesis; tRNA pseudouridine synthesis.